Messenger RNA from Gryllus bimaculatus (two-spotted cricket), 3052 nucleotides. The record is from the annotation of a GenBank genome assembly. NCBI's taxonomy places the organism in Eukaryota, Metazoa, Arthropoda, Insecta, Orthoptera, Gryllidae.
AUGGUUGGCAUUUCGGAAUGGAACAUGACCAUGGAGAGGCGAAUAAAGUUGAAAACAUUAAAUAGCCACAUAACAUGCAAAAUUUGCCGUGGUUAUUUAAUUGAUGCAACAACUGUGACUGAAUGCCUUCAUACGUUCUGCAAAAGUUGUUUAGUAAAACAUCUUGAAGAAAACAAUACUUGUCCAACAUGUCAAAUUGUGAUACAUCAAUCUCAUCCACUCCAAUACAUCAGCUUUGAUAGAACUAUGCAAGAUAUUGUUUACAAAUUAGUGCCAGAAUUACAAGAUGAGGAAAUCAAACGAGAGAGAGAUUUUUAUAGAAUACGCGGCCUCCCAUGUCCCAAAGACAAUCCCCCCAAUGCAGGUGAAAUGGAGGAAGAAAAACCUGCUCCUGAUACACACGCUGAGUCAGAUUACCAUAGACAGGAUGAACAGGUGAAUGUGUGUCUUGAAUGUAUUAGCAACAAUCUCAAAACCCUGAAAAGAAGAUUUAUCCGAUGUUCAGCUCAAGCAACCAUUACCCAUUUAAAAAAAUUCAUUGCCAAGAAAGUGUUGAGUGGAACUGAAAAAUAUAGAGAUAUUGACAUUUUGUGCAAUGACGAACUUCUUGGGAAAGACCAUACACUAAAAUUUGUGUAUGUUACCCGUUGGAGGUUUCGGGAUCCUCCCUUAAGGUUGCAAUAUAGACCUCGGAUAGACAUCUGAUUUUUCAUUGUUUUGAAGAGGUUAAAGAUUUGUGUGUGCGUGUGUGCAUAUGAUUAUUGUAUAGAGAUGUAUAUGUCUGCAGAGUUUUAUGAAUGAUUGUGUGAUUUGUUCUUGUUGCAACUGUAUUUUUAUUGUGUUAAAUUUCUAUAUAACUCGUGUAUUUUUACAAUAUUUAUAACAAAAACACUGAGUGCCGGUAUUAUUCAAUACCAUUUGUGGAUGGCAGCAUCUGAUAUAUCAUUAGAAAUCAAGUCAUUAAUGCAAUUUGGCUGUCUUUUUGAAGUAUUAAAUGGUGUUCAACAUAUUGUUGACCUAAUCUUAAAUGCAAGAAUAGUUCUUCAAAACUUUAUUUUAAAAAUAUAUUAGUCAAAUAUUGAAUCUCUGAAGUUUUGUGAUGUGAUUUGAUAUUUCAUCAACAAUGGUUCAAUUUUGUAAUCAAACAUAUGGCAUUCUCCUUUUUAGGUUUCUUUAUUAUUCAGACUUAAAUAUUCAGUUAAAAUUUUCUGUGUGUGUUAUGCUAAAACAUUUACUCAGGGGUUAAGUUAAUUGAUGCAUAACACAGAUUGAGAGAUUUAAUUUAUUAAUUGUUCACGAUCAUUGAGAAAGGGAAAAAUGAUUUUGGUGAUUGAAGCGAGUCUGUGGUAUUCUGCUAUUCAGUACUUUCAGCAAGUAAUUACUUUUAAAGUAUAUUAUCUAUUAUAAAUUUUUAACCGAGAAAGUUUCAGACAAGAAGAUUUUUCCUUUUCUGAUGAAAUUCUUUCAUUUUCUUCAUGAGGUAUCCAGGUGACUGUAAAAGCUGUUCAUCCAACCAAGUUUGGGGUGUCUCGUGGUUUGCAGAGGGUGUCGUAAUGACUCAGGCCAUAGAUGCCUUCGACUUUGUUUAAUUAGCAAAAUUGCAAUUAUUCUAAUGACACCUUUUUCCCCAAAUUGAUUUUUAUUCAAAAUUGUACAUACUUCAAAAUAUGUUUAUUACAUUAUGGAAGAGAAUUUCAUUUGCAGUAGCUCUUCUGUUGCAUUGAACCUUUAGGUGUUGAUUUUCCUUUGUUGACACCAUUCACUACUUCUUUUGGACAAGUUAUAGCAUUGUCUAAGUCAAUAAAACUAGUACAUUUUUAUUUCUCAAACAGUUUUUUAUGUAUCAGAGGUUUGGCAAACAUUAAUUAAACAUAACAGUAAUUGAAUUUUCAUGGGUACAAAGGCAAACAGUUUAUAAGACAUGAAACUAAGAGCUUAAAUAUAAUAUUUUCUUGUAUAAACAGUACAUUUGUAGAGAUACUCGUGUAACAUUUAUGCCCUGUAAAUUAAAAAGAGAUUUGUAAUCCAAACCAGAAGUUAUAAGGAAUCUUAAAUUAUAUCAUAUUUUAUGACACUUUAUUUUUGUAUUUCCUAUUUUUCUGCCAGUUGUUAAUUGCAUUAUUUUGAUUUAUUGAAGAAAAUUUAUACCGCAAAGUAUUUUUAUUUUAUUUCUUAAUUGACAAUAAAAAUACUGAAGGAAACUAUUUUAUGCCACAUACUUCAUUUUCAGCAUUGUAAAGCAUGUGGGUGUUUUAAGUGAAAUUUAGAUAAUUUUAUAGAGAUAUUUCUUGUUACGCCAUCUUUUCCAGUGUACUGAUUUCUGUUUUUUUCAUUGUCAAUGAAAUUGUUUGGUAACAUAUUGUGAUGUUGUUGCCAUCUUUACUUAGUACAUGCAGAACAUUCAGACUUAAUUUCACUGUACAUUGAUGUAAUAAUAAUAAUAGUCUCUUGAGACUGACAGUAUUUCUCUCAUUAUUGAAGAGUGAGGCAUUUAUUAAAAACACAUUCUGUGUAUUUCUGUGAUGGGUAUUUAUGCAGAUGGUUUGUUUUUGUGUUGCACAAGCAUUGCUGGUUCCAGUAAUAUAGGUGACGUAAUUGUGUUUCAUGUGGGAAGGUACACUGGAACAUUUGAUUCCGUUUUUCUCCUAUUUAUUUGUGAUGUAUUUAGUACAUCUACUUUGAUGUUGUCAUGUCUUCUCAGUGGGUGUUAUUUUGAAAAAUGAAGUACACUUUUUUUUUUACUCAAAGAGGAUUAAGAAGUAGCAGACAAUAAACAUAAAAUAUUUAAGGAAAAUUCAACAAAUAUCUUCAGCCUUUUGUGUGUACAUAAUUGUUUGUUGUGUGACACCUGACUGGGUUUUGUAUCAUGUACGAAAUGGUGUGUAUGGCACAGGUUUCUAUCAUUCAGAAUUCCUGGAACAUUUGCAUUGUGCUCACUUUCUUCAUCAACAAGAUCAAAAACUUGUUGGGAGAAUUAAUUGUAUUUAUUUUUCACCAGUUAUUGUAUCACAAUUUCUGUGCCUACGUAUGCUUGAUCAUUAAAGUGUAUAAA